Brenthis ino (lesser marbled fritillary) is the source of this 4962-nucleotide messenger RNA. The record is from the annotation of a GenBank genome assembly. NCBI's taxonomy places the organism in Eukaryota, Metazoa, Arthropoda, Insecta, Lepidoptera, Nymphalidae.
AUGGGACCUAAGAAAAAAAGUUCAGUUUGGCAGUUCUUUAACAAAAUUGAUGAUAAGAAAACGAAAUGCAAACUAUGUCAAAAGGAAAUUAAGUCUGCUGGAAAUACUACGAACUUAAUUGGGCACGUUCGUAAUGUUCAUAAGGCUGCUUAUCUUGAAAUUCAGCCAAAACAAAAUACAUUAAAUGCAGAAGAAAUAUCGAAUCCUCUAAAUACCAAGGUAACGCCUAACGAUAACAUUGAUGAUGGUUUACUUCAAUCUGAACCGAUUCCUAGUACAAGUGGCAGUGGCAAUAAAAGAUCCUGUGAGCCGUUACCGAAAACCAGUUGCGUAGCUAGUGACGAGUUACGUAAAGCCACUGCUGCGGCUAUGGAGUCUCCUGCUGGGGUAAAAUUAAUACAAAGCGUGGAUACUCGUUGGAACAGUACAUACUAUAUGUUACAAAGAUUUCUAGAACUCCGCAGUGUCAUAAAUGAUAUUCUCUUCCGCCACCCCAGAGCACCUGCAAUGCUCAGUGCAUCGGAUAUAUCUACUGUAUCGUCUGUCAUCGUGGUGUUGCGACCCUUGGAAGCGGCUACAAAAGAAAUUUCGGGUGAUAAAUACUGCACAAGUAGUAAAAUUAUUCCCUUAGUUCGUUGCAUGCUCUCUAAAAUAACUUCAGCUGUUAUAGAAGAUCCCGUAGCGAAGGAGGUGCAAAAACUUGCUAUUAAUGAAAUAAAUAAAAGAAUGGGUUCUAUAGAACAUGUGAGUGCUCUUGCUAUCGCAAGUAUUCUAGAUCCACGGUUCAAAAGAAUACAUUUCAAUGAUGCAAUAGCUUGUUCGAAUGCUGUUUCGAAAAUUAAGGAUAUAAUGAAGAAGAAUUUGCAAAGCAAUGAAGAACCUGAGUCAGAUUCUGAUAAAUCUGAUAAAAAUGAAGAGGUCUUUUCAUUAUGGACUGAUCACCAUAAGUUAGUGCAUCGUAACUGGAAAAUUAACAAAUCUGAAGAUGUUUUGUCUGACGAACUUUCAGUUUAUCUCAGAAGUCCUGUUGGAAGACUGAACGAAAAUCCGUUAGAAAUCUGGAGGGAUUAUAAAAUACAAUUCCCGAAGCUGUACAAAAUAGCUUUCAAGUAUUUGACAAUAGUUGGCACAUAUUACCUCGAAUUUUUAGAAAAAAAUGAAGAAGACACCGAAAAAGUUUCAUCACAUUUUACACCGCAGCAUUUAGAAGAUAAAAUAGUAAAUUCAUUCAGUAAAGAGGUAAAAAUUUUUUUCAUUCACAAUAAAAAAUUAUUAGCACCAAAAUACCUUAAAAGCAUCGAUGAUCAAUCAUUUGAAAGUUUACAAGAUGAAGACAUUUUGCAAAAAGCUGCUUUGCUGUUAAGAAAAUUAGUUAAGCAAAUUCCGAUUAAAAAAUUACCUGAGAAUAUCACUGUGCAGAAUUUGAAGGAGGGAGAAGUAUCUGUGCCACAAGCUUUAUCAGAAUUUUAUUUUACUCUUAUCUCAGGCGGUAAUCAGAAACGCAAAAAAGAACGCAAAUGCAUUCGUCAAGUGCAAUCUUAUUGUGAAGAUGUAAUAUACAGCAUCUACAACGGAAAAAUAAAAACAUCGAAACACAUUGUUCUAGGAAUGACUUUAAAAAGUUUAACUAGUAGCAGAAAAAUUAUAGAUAUUGUUCAUAGAUAUGGACACUGCAUUAGUUAUCCAGGAAUAGAAGAGUUGGAAACCGAAGCGACAUAUACAUCAAUACAAAAAUCAACUUUAUGUCCUGAGACUAUAAAAAAAACUCAUAAUCUUUGUACUGGUGUUGCCUACGACAAUUUCGAUCGUUUCGUUGAGACAGGAAGUGGUAAGGAUACUUUGCAUGAUACUGUUGGCAUUAUUUAUCAAAAUUUAGAUCAAGAUAAUCAAGAUUUAACACAGUCAUCAAAUGUAAUUUCUCCCAAUGAUGAAGAAGCUUCCGACUUAAAAAGAAGAAGACGAAGAACAUUCGAAGCUAUAACUGUAGAUAAAGUUCCUUACCCUAAGAAACCCAAAAUGACAGAUGCUAUGCAAGUGUCACUCCAUGAGGUUGAAAAUUUACAACCUGUCAAUAUGAAAGUAUAUAAUACAAUAGAUAUAAUUUUGAUGAUUAGUCAUGCCUUGCAAAUACCAAAAGUUCCAAUUAGUACUGGAAACUAUGAAACGAAGUCAGCAAAUUUGUCAAGACUUACAAAAUUUGUCAAGACUUACGAUCUCGCUAUUGCAAAAAUAGCCUUACAAAUUCAAGCAACUGAAAAGCCAACAUUUGAUAAUCUGUUCAUCCAUCUUGGGCCUUUUCAUAUUAUGAUGGCUUAUUUUAAAGUUAUAGGAAAAUUUAUAAUAGAUUCCGGAUUACCUAAUGUUAUGGUGCAAAGUAAUUUACUGGCAAUGGGAUCAUUAAAUGGAUUCCUUGAAGGGAAACACUUCAACAGGUGUAAAAGGUUUCAUCCUUUGGUGGCAAUUGGACUGGAAGUUUUACAUUUUAAGUCAUUUUUAGAGAUUAAAAAUAUUGUAUUCACGGAUCUAAUGGUACAGGAAGUUAUUCGUCUAGGGACCUGUCCUAUAUCAUCGUUUAAAAUAGAAAAUGAAGAACUUGAUGAGUUAUUAAAUGAUUAUAACAUUUAUAAACAAGAGACCCUAAACGGCGAGCAUGGCAAAACAGCACAGUUUUAUUUGAUCUAUGUCCGCCUUGUACAUUAUUAUUUAACUUUGUCAAGAAGUAUCCGCAUAGGAGAUUACGAACUGUUCAGAUUUAUACUGCCAAAAAUCACUAAUUUAUUCUUCGUAUGUAAUCAACAAAACUAUGCACGAUGGGGAGUGAAUUACCACACUAAUUUAUUGAACGUUGCCACAACUCAUCCUGACAUAUUUGAGGAGUUUAAGAAAGGUUGCUUCGGCAUUAAAAGAACUAAUAAACCUUUCUCAAGUCAGCCGAUUGACUUAGUAUUAGAACAAACAAUAAAUGCAGAUGCUGCCAGGAGACUUACAGGUAUAACGCAAUUUACUAAUUCCAUCUCAGCACGUCAGCGAUGGGCUCGAAGCCAUGACUUGAGAUCAACGAUAAUAAUCAGCUAUGUAUAUGAAAAAUUGGAUUUACAAAAAGAUCAAGAUAUUACAGCAGAUUUGAACGAUCAUAAUAUCCAAAAUAGUAAUAUGCAAUUACAAAUUUUUAUGAAUAUCUUUCAACAAUUUAUUAAUCCAUUCGAUGUAGGAGUACCUAAAAAUGUUUUAAUAAAUAUUUCAACUGGGAAGGCAGCAUCAGCAGAGGUGGAAACAUUUCUUCUUAAUAUUGAAGAACACGGAGAAGCUCUACGUAAAACGUUUAUUGCAGAAUGUGAGGCUGACAUUAGUAGGUUUGAAAAAAGUAUCAAAAGAACAAAAUUGCAAAACUUUUCGCAAGAUUAUUCAAAAAAGAAAAAAACAACAAUUGGUGGUAAGAUUCAAGAAGUACGCGUCCAAAGAGACUUAUUUGGACGUAUGCUUGGUAUAUCAAUUAAUCAUAAAAUUGAUAUUUCUAAAAUUUUAUCAUAUCCAAUUACUUUUGUGCCGUUGUCUAUGUGUCAUCUUGAUGGUGCGAUUUGCAAAACACCAAAAUCUGCUUUGAUGAAAUGUUUAGACAAAGAUAUUGAACAUCAUCCACCACCGUACAUUGAUAUUUUAAUAAUUGAUGGAUUUUUUAUUCUUCACUCUAUGAAAGAUGUUCCUAAAUCAUUUGGAAAUAUUUCGAAGAAACUGUUGAAAAUGGUAACACAAAUAAAUGCCUCAAGAAUUGACGUUAUUUUCGAUCAAUAUUUCACCCCCUCCAUAAAGGAUUAUGAAAGAUCUGUACGACAAGAAUGUUCACAACUCGAAUUCACUAUAACUGGACCAGAUCAAAUUCAACCUGCCGAUUUUUACAAAGAGAUAAAAAAUUCACACUUCAAACAGGCACUUGUUAACUUCUUAAUUGUACAUUGGGCUACAGAUGAAAUGGCACCUUUCAUUGGCAAUAAAUUAAUAAAAAAUAAUUUCAUGGAAUGCCAUUCUUUCAUUGUCAUGAACAAUAGAGUUGUAUCUACUAUUGAUCAAAAUUUAUCGUGUCCACAGCAUGAAGAGGCUGACACGAAAAUUAUUUAUCAUGUAUGCAAUAUAGAUACUCAGGAAAACAUUGCAAUCCGAUGUUCUGAUACUGAUGUAACAGUUAUAAUGCUGGGUCACAUGCAUCGUUUGAAAGACAUGAAUUCACACGUUUGGGUACUUACAGGCACCGGGAACAAUCAAAGAUAUGUUGAUUUAACCAAGAUCUAUGACCGUUUGGGACCGUUUCUAUGUAGGAGCUUAAUAGGCUUUCAUGCAAUAACAGGAUGUGACUACAAUCCUGCUUUUUUUAAUAAAGAAAAGAAAAGACCAUUCAAAAUACUGCAAAGACGUCCAGAAUAUCAGCAAGCUUUUACGAAAUUCGGUGAACUUGAAUUAUUCGUUGAUAAAAAGAAAGAAGAAGAUGUAUUUGAUGUAAUACAGAAAUUUAUCUGCGAGUUAUACAAUAUUUCAGGAAUAAUUGACGUAGAUGCUGCUCGACUUCAACUUUUUAUUAAUAAAUAUACAGUUGUCAAUGUAAAUGAAGAAUUCAACCGGAACAAUUUGAGAAAUUUUGAUGCAAGCAGUUUACCACCUUGCAAAAGUGAGCUAUUGCAGCAGUUUCGACGAGCAAAUUAUAUUGCAAGUAUCUGGAACAAUGCUCAUGAGAAGCAACCCAGCACCCUCAGCCCUGAGAACAAUGGGUGGAUACUGAAAGAUAGUCAGUAUGAUUGUAAUUGGUUUGAUGGUGAUCAAUUGCCCAGUUUUGUUAGCGACUCACUACAAAAUGAAUCAGAGGAGCCAAAUGACGAUGACCAUGAUGGUGAAGAUGAAUUGAAUAUUCAAUAUGAAUGUGAAUUUGAUGAGGGAAGUAGAAACUCGAGCAACGAAGAGAAUGGAGAUGAA